AAACGCAUAAUACACAUAGUUUUUCGUCGCCAUAUUUGCGACGAAGUGUGUUAGUUUGUCUCGAAAACUAUCGUCGUUUUCGACGAAAAGGGGGCUUAACCACCCCAGUUGGUUGUGAAUUUGUGAAAUUUUAUAUUACUAUUUGGAGUGAUUCUACUGGAAGUACACUAAAAGUUUGUUAUUUUCUUUUUUGAAUAUUAUAAACAUGGCUUUCUAAGAUGACGGGUCUGAAGCUGAGCGUAACCACCUUCAGUGGAGAAGAAAUUCUCUCUCGACACCUCGUAGCAGUGAAUGCAAGAAGAAUUUCUAAUGGAGAAAUCGAAAAAUCGUCCUUUGCAGCCCUAUUUAAAGGGCGCAAGUAACGAUAAAAAAAGUCAAGAUGCAUCAAAUACAAAGGUAUACUCUCGCGGAGGUCGCCGCAGAGAGCCUUCUGGAGGUUCGUUUUCUUCGAAAAAUGAUAUUUCUCGCAAACCUAUAUCCCAACGUAAUAACAAAAUGGCUGAUAAGCGUCCACGUCCCCGGGGCUACUAUCAUUCAGGGACGUUUGACGGAAACACGAGCUCCAGGAUAGUAGAUGAGGAGAUUGAGUGUGGCUCAAUUUUGGUAUCAGGCAGUAAAAAGCAAAAUCUUAACCAUCUUCUUAAUUUUCAUUUUGAGCCCCGAGAUACGCAUUGGCGAUCGGGACCUGGGGGGAUGCCUCAUAAAGUUGGAGGUCGACUGAUUUCCACUUAUAAACAUAAGUAUAAUAAGGAGCAGUUCUUACAAGCAAAUUGUCAAUUUAUUGUUAAAACAGGGGCUGAUUAUAAACUUCAUAUGAACAACCCUGAUUCUCUUGUUAAUUGGGACUUAAUUGAACAAGUUAAUAUUAAUGUAAUUGAGUAUCCGUCUUGCCCAAUAUGUCUCUAUCCACCAUCAGCAGCAAAAAUGACACGAUGUGGUCAUAUCUAUUGUUGGUCAUGUCUUUUACAUUAUUUAGCAUUGACUGAUAAAACCUGGAGAAAAUGUCCUAUUUGCUUUGAAAGUGUUGACAAGAACGACCUUAAAAGUGUUGUCCCUGUGCCCCACAUCAACUUUAAUACGUCAGAAGAAAUAACUUUUAAUCUUAUGAAAAAAUUACGUGGCUCAUUAAAUGUACGUCCCAUUGGUGAAAUUUGUACUGAAGAUAUUUUACCAAAAGUGUCCCAGUUAGGAUCUGCAAGGCUUUAUUCAAAAAUUUUGCUAGCUGAUAAGGCAGAUGUGCUUAAUAUUAUAAUGCGAGAAAGAAAUGAACUUGAGUUUCAACUACAUGAAGAUGAAAAUUGUCCAGAAAAAUGUUUUAUUGAACAAGCCCUACAAUUGCUUGAAGAACGUGAAAAACUGGUUUUUAAAGAAUUUGAUGUAGAUAUAACAAAUUUCAAAAUAUCGGAAUAUAUGGCAAAUAAUGAAUAUGAAUAUAGUGUACAACAGUUGGAAACAUGUUCUGAGAAUUGGGAUGGCAAAGAAGAAACAAAUCUUAAACUUGAAGAUCAAGAAAAUAUAGCAGUUGAAGACUUAGAAAUUUCUUCGUAUAGUGUCCAAAAAGCAUCAAAAUAUUUUUAUUUCUAUCAAGCAUCUGAUGGACAGCAUAUCUAUAUGCAUUCAUUAAAUAUUAAAAUGCUUGAACAUACUUACGGUUCUCUUGAAAAUUGUCCUAAAACUAUAAUAGGAAGAAUUGUUGAAAAGGAAUGUGGAUCUAUGACAGAGGAUCUGAGAAAACGAUUGAGAUAUUUGCAACACCUUCCAAUUAGUUGCCCCUUUGAGGUGGCUGAGAUCCAAUUAAUGCCACCUGUUGUGGCUUUGGAUACUGUUACUUAUUUUCAUGACCAAAUUGAGUUGCGACGUAAACGUCGUCUUCAUAGAGAAAAAGAGGAAAAACGUCAUGCAAAACGCAUAGAAGAACAGGAAAAUAUGAAAAUGGGCAGAUUUCGUUCAGCUAAUAUUCAUAUUGAAUCCCAUCGUCAAUUUCCAGAUUUUGGUCUUGAUCAGCAAGGAGAAUACUCACAAACAUAUGGACAAAUAUCACCAUAUAGUGAAAGGAGUCUUUCUCCUAUCACACUAUUAAAUAGUUCCACAAAUACUUCACUGUCUGGAAGUUUAAACAAAGAUGGAGAAACUGGCGGACUUUCAUUUGCGAAGAUGCUAUCUACAAGUAAACCGCACACAACGAGUGAAUCUGAAUCAGUAAAACCUAUGGCCUCUAACAGUGUAAAAAUAAUCAACGUCACUGGAUCACAAGCUCGAUCAUCUUUUGUCAAAAAAACUAAUCGUAAUAACAGCGAUAGCGAACCCGAACCUGACGAAUACGUCCCUGUACCAGCGUUUAAUAGGAGUUUCGGAGACGCUAUAGCGUCGGCCUUAGAAAAAGUGGACCUCACUAAUGAUAAUGACAAUAAUGGUGAAUCCCAACGAAGAGGAAAAAAGAAGAAAAAAGGUAAACAAAAGGUGUUAUUUGCAACAUCUAUGACAUUUUCGGGGAAUUGAACUUUAUUUGCUUUAACUAUUUAAAAAUAAAUAUUAAAAACAAGACGUAAAGGAUGCUUUAAUUUGUUGUUUGAAAUGAAAUCUACAUUUUUUUGUUUAAUAGUUUGCAUGGGCUAAUACUAUUUACUUUAUUAUACAAGAUUGUACUUUAAGUUAGUUCGUUAUUGAUUAAUUGGAAAAACCAAAUAAACUUCGUUAUUAAUGUAA
Molecule: messenger RNA, 2706 nt
Organism: Agrilus planipennis (emerald ash borer)
Lineage: Eukaryota; Metazoa; Arthropoda; Insecta; Coleoptera; Buprestidae
Product: RING finger protein 10
Exons: 9
Coding region: 292-2499 (735 amino acids)
Biological process (GO): positive regulation of transcription by RNA polymerase II
Molecular function (GO): transcription cis-regulatory region binding; metal ion binding
Source: RefSeq, a predicted model, not a curated record